Molecule: messenger RNA, 6100 nt
Organism: Erythranthe guttata (spotted monkey flower)
Lineage: Eukaryota; Viridiplantae; Streptophyta; Magnoliopsida; Lamiales; Phrymaceae
Source: RefSeq, a predicted model, not a curated record
AUAGUGAAGACCAGGGGCGAGAAAGAGAGACUCGAGAAAUCGAAACCAGGGUUAGUUGAAAGGUUGAAAUGAACUGACUAUAGUAAAGUUCAGUCGUCUUUAUCCACUUUUCUUCUUACUGCAUUUUUCCAAAUAAUUAAUUCUUCAAUAAUGUAUGUAUCCUACACUUUAUCCAUUCUCGCUGCAUUUAAUUAUCUCUAUCCUAAUUUCUCCCCUCUCUCUCUCUCUCUCUCUCUCUAAAAGCCUGUAAUCUCUCGCACUUUCUCUCUCUAAAAAAACUAUAUCCAUAUGCACAAGUUUCUAAUUCGUGUUCUCUCGCGUGCACACUCUCUCUCUCUACACCUUUUCGUGGAAAGCAAAUGGCGAAACUCUUAACCGGUGCUGACGUGGACAGAAUUUUCUGAUUAUCCGGAAUUUGAUAAUUUAAGCUAUUUGAGAAAAAAAACAGAGGAUUAGGUAUAAUCAUACCGGUUUCUUCUUAAAUAGGCCUGUGGAUAAAUUAUUUCUUGCAAAUCAGUAUUCGAAGAAAUCACUGAGCAGAACUACAACCAUGACAGUAAAAUCAUCCGGAAGUUUUUCGGAAUUAGCUUCAGGAGAAUUACUAGAGAUUCCUCAAACUCCUAGAGGUCUUCCGAGGGUGAUGACUCUUCCCGGAAUUAUAUCCGACACAAACACAACCAUUGACGUGGACUCAGACACAACGUCGUCUUCUUGUCGUGAACGAAAAAUCAUAGUCGCAAACAUGUUACCUCUGCAUUCGCAAAAAGAUUGCGAAACUGGCAAAUGGCGCUUCAGUUUGGACGAGGAUUCACUUCUCUUACACUUGAAAGAUGGCUUUCGGCCCGACACCGAAGUCUUGUACGUGGGGUCCCUCAAAGUUGAAAUAGAAGCCUUCGAGCAGGAAGAAGUUGCGCAGAGGCUUCUUGAAGAAUUCAAAUGUGUGCCAACUUUCUUACCUCACGAUAUCCAAAAGAAGUUCUAUUACGGUUUCUGUAAGCAACAGCUUUGGCCACUUUUCCAUUACAUGCUACCUGUCUGUCCGGACCAUGGAGAUCGCUUUGACAGACAGCUUUGGCAAGCAUACGUGUCUGCAAAUAAGAUUUUCGCCGAUAAAAUCAUGGAAGUAGUCAAUCCAGAAGACGAUUUUGUCUGGAUUCACGAUUACCACCUUAUGGUACUCCCUACAUUUCUUAGGAAGCGGUACAAUCGAGUCAAGCUCGGCUUUUUUCUCCACAGCCCGUUUCCUUCGUCUGAGAUUUACAGGACAUUGCCCGUUAGAGACGAAAUUCUGAAAGGAUUACUGAAUUGUGAUUUAAUAGGUUUUCACACAUUCGACUAUGCUCGGCAUUUUCUUUCUUGUUGCAGUAGAAUGCUUGGGCUGGACUAUGAAUCCAAAAGGGGGCAUAUUGGACUCGAUUACUUUGGCCGCACGGUGUAUAUAAAAAUUCUCCCAGUAGGUAUCCACAUGGGUCGACUCGAAUCCGUGUUGAACAUGCCAUCUACGUGCAAGAAAGUCAAAGAGAUAAGUAUUAAGUUCAAGGGCAAGAAACUAAUUCUUGGAGUCGAUGACAUGGAUAUAUUCAAAGGCAUCAGUCUGAAGCUGCUAGCGUUCGAGCAGCUCUUGCAGCAACACAACGAGCUGCGAGGAAAAGUUGUUCUGGUCCAAAUCAUAAACCCUGCUAGAAGCUCCGGAAAAGAUGUCCAGGAAGCGAAAAAGGAAACCUACACAACUGUCAAAAGAAUCAACGAGAUGUACGGACUCCCUAAUUAUGAACCCGUGAUAUUGAUUGACCGUCACGCCCCUCGCUACGAAAAAACGGCGUAUUACGCUUUAGCAGAGUGCUGCAUAGUAAAUGCGGUGAGGGAUGGUAUGAACUUGGUACCGUACAAGUACAUAGUCUGCAGACAGGGCUCUUCAACUAUGGACGAAGCCAUGGGUGUAAAGGUAAAUUCCGCAAGAACUAGCACGCUUGUUGUGUCUGAAUUCAUCGGUUGCUCACCGUCUUUGAGUGGUGCAAUAAGGGUUAAUCCAUGGGAUAUAGACUCAGUUGCUGAGGCAAUGAAUAUGGCAGUUACAAUGCCUGAUGCAGAAAAGCAACUUCGGCAUGAAAAGCACUACGGUUAUGUAAGUUCGCAUGACGUGGCUUAUUGGGCACGCAGCUUCAUGCAGGACUUGGAGAGGGCUUGUAAGGAUCACUAUGACAAGCGGUGUUGGGGUAUUGGUUUGGGCCUCGGUUUUAGAGUUAUUUCGCUCUCUCCUAGUUUUAGGAAGUUAUCUGUUGACCAUAUUGUCUCUGCUUAUAAAAGAACAAGCAGAAGGGCGAUAUUUCUUGAUUAUGAUGGUACAGUUGUGCCUCAAUCCUCCAUUGUGGGGUCACCCAGUGGUGAUGUGGUGAGUGUGCUCAGUUCUCUAUGUAAUGAUCCGAAUAAUACGGUGUUUAUUGUUAGUGGGAGAGGGAGGGCUUCGUUGACUGAUUGGCUUGCUCCGUGUGAGAAAUUGGGUCUUGCUGCUGAACAUGGGUAUUUUAUAAGGUGGAAUAAAGAGUGUGAUUGGGAAGCGUUGGUUUCUGAUCUUGAUUGGAAGGAGAUUGUGGAACCGAUUAUGAAGCAGUACACGGAAGCGACGGAUGGAUCUUCGAUGGAGAUUAAAGAUAGUGCGUUGGUGUGGCAUCAUCAUGAUGCAGACCCCGAUUUUGGCUCCUGCCAGGCGAAGGAACUGUUGAAUCAUUUGGAGAAAGUUCUUUCGAACGAACCUGCUGUCGUUCGGAGGGGACAACAUAUUGUAGAAGUUAAACCACAAGGAGUGACGAAAGGAUUAGUUGCUGAGAAGGUUCUCUCAAUGAUGGCCAACAAUGGCAAGGCGCCGGAUUUUGUGAUGUGCAUCGGAGAUGACAGGUCAGACGAAGACAUGUUCGAGAGCAUAUCAAGUACAGUCUCAAGUUCAUCUGUCCCUUCAUUGCCAGAGAUAUUUGCUUGCACUGUCGGCCAAAAACCGAGCAAGGCCAAAUAUUAUCUCGACGACACUGCUGAUGUCAUCAGGCUUCUUGAAGGCCUUGCCAUUGCAUCGAAUCCAAAGCCUCACCAAACCACCGCACAUUUUAAGGUUGCCUUUGAUAAUGUUUUCUUACAGCUGGAUCUGGUAGAGCUAUCCCGGAGCUUCAGAACGGACUCAAUCAUGAAUCCCUUUUCCUCCGGCACCCGGCUGAGGGACAUGAUUCGGGCUAUACGUGCCUGCAAAACUGCAGCCGAGGAACGCGCUGUUGUAAGAAAAGAAUGUGCUUCAAUUCGAGCUGCAAUUAGUGAAAAUGACCAAGAUUAUAGGCAUCGCAAUUUGGCAAAGCUCAUGUUUAUUCACAUGCUUGGUUACCCAACACAUUUUGGUCAAAUGGAAUGCCUGAAGUUAAUUGCAUCACCAGGAUUCCCAGAGAAAAGAAUUGGAUAUCUUGGCCUUAUGUUGCUUCUUGAUGAAAGACAGGAAGUUCUGAUGCUGGUUACAAACUCAAUAAAACAAGAUCUAAAUCACACCAACCAGUAUAUUGUUGGACUUGCUCUUUGUGCUUUGGGAAAUAUCUGUUCUGCAGAAAUGGCUCGGGAUCUUGCUCCAGAAGUUGAAAGAUUACUUCAAUUUAGAGAUCCUAAUAUACGUAAAAAAGCAGCAUUAUGUUCUAUAAGAAUAAUAAAGAAAGUUCCCGACCUGGCAGAGAACUUUAUUAACCCUGCAGCCUCCUUGCUGAAAGAAAAGCACCAUGGAGUUUUGUUAACGGGAGUCCAGCUUUGUACAGAUAUGUGUAAUGUUAGUAGCGAGGCUCAUGAGCAUUUCAAAAAGAAAUGCAUAGACGGCUUAGUCAAAGUUCUAAAGGACCUUACAAAUAGUCCAUAUGCACCUGAGUAUGACAUUUCUGGGAUUUCAGAUCCUUUUCUUCAUAUUAGAUUGCUCAAGCUAUUGCGCGUGUUGGGCCAAGGAGAUGCUGAUGCUAGUGAUAUUAUGAAUGAUAUUCUUGCCCAGGUGGCAACCAAAACCGAGUCGAACAAAAAUGCAGGGAAUGCUAUCCUCUACCAAUGUGUUGUUACAAUCAUGAGUAUUGAAGAUAAUGGAGGGUUAAGGGUACUUGCUGUCAAUAUUUUGGGAAGAUUUUUGUCUAGCCGCGACAACAAUAUCAGAUAUGUCGCAUUGAAUAUGUUGAUGAAAGCUAUUGCCUUAGAUAGUCAAGCAGUGCAGAGGCAUCGGGUCACAAUUCUGGAAUGUGUAAAGGAUUCAGAUGCUUCAAUUCGUAAAAGGGCCCUCGAGCUUAUUUAUCUUCUGGUAAAUGAAAACAAUGUGAAGUUAUUGACGAAAGAACUUAUCGACUAUCUUGAAGUAACCGACCCAGAUUUUAAAGAAGACCUCACAGCAAAAAUUUGCUCUAUUGUGGAGAAGUUUUCCCCUGAGAAACUAUGGUACAUAGAUCAGAUGCUCAAGGUUUUAUCAGAGGCUGGUAACUUUGUAAAGGAUGAUGUGUGGCAUGCCCUUAUUGUUGUAAUCACUAAUGCUCCUAACCUCCAUGGGUACACUGUACGAUCACUGUACAAGGCUGUGCAAACAGCAGGUGAUCAGGAAACUCUUGUUCGAGUUGCGGUUUGGUGCAUCGGAGAAUAUGGGGAGCUAUUGGUUAGCAAUACAGGAGUGCUCGAUGUAGAGGAUCCAAUAACCGUAACAGAGGCUGAUGCACUGGAUGUUGUUGAAACUGCUAUUGGAAAUCCUUCCUCGGAUCUCACAACUCGAGCUAUGUGCUUAGUUGCUUCGUUGAAGCUAUCAAGUCAUUUUCCCUCCUGUUCGAAGAGGGUAAGUGACAUUGUCCGUCAUCAUAAAGGAAGCCUUGUGCUGGAACUGCAACAGAGAGCGAUUGAAUUCAAUUCUAUUAUCGAGAAGCAUGGAAAAAUCAGGUCUACCUUGGUUGAAAGGAUGCCAGUACUCGACGAGGCAACCUUUAGUGGGAGGAGAGCUGGUUCCAUGCCACCUUCCGUGUCAACUUCACAAGGAGCUCUACCCAAAAUUCCUAACGGAGUUGCAAAACCCACUUCAGCUCCGCUCGUUGAUUUACUCGAUUUUAGUUCCGAUGACAUUCCGGUACCUGGCGGCUCUGGCGGAGAUUUCCUUCAGGAUCUUCUUGGAGUUGAUAUCUCGCCAUCUCCUUCACAAGUAACAAGUGGGACCCAAAAAAGCGGUACGGAUGUGUUGUUGGACCUUUUGUCAAUUGGAACUCCUCCAGCUCAAAGUAACCUAUCCACGCUCGAUAUUUUAUCGCCCAGUCAAGAUAUCAAAAGUCCAGUGGAUGUGUUGACCAAAUUGGCCUCCCCUUCACCUUCAGCACAAACCUCUACCCCUGUUGGAGGUUCUUCAAUGCUCGAUUUGUUGGACGAUUUUGGAACUACUCUGUCAUUGCCUGUUGCAGAAACCAAUGGGCCAACCUAUCCAGCGAUUAUUGCAUUCGAAAGCAGUUCCUUAAAAGUAACUUUUAACUUCUCGAAAGAACCUGGCAGCCCACAGACCACUCUAAUCGAGGCUCGUUUUACAAAUAAAUCGCCCAAUGCAUACUCAAAUUUUGUGUUCCAAGCUGCUGUCCCCAAGUUUCUUCAAUUGCAUUUGGAUCCAGCUAGCAGCAAUACACUUCCUGCAAAUAGCAACGAUUCCAUCACACAGAAAUUACGAGUUUCAAACAGUCAGCAUGGCAAGAAAUCACUGGUCAUGCGUUUAAGGAUAAAUUACAAGGUGAACGAUAAAGAUGUUUUGGAGGAAGGACAAAUCAACAAUUUCCCUCGUGAUUUGUGAGUUCGAUAAUUCUCUCACUGGAGAAGCAUCUUUCUUUCACUGUUUAUAGAGCCAAAAUUAUGUACAUUGUUAAAAGAAAAAACGAAAAAAAAAAAAAAUCCUUCAUUUUCCCCCUCAUUUAUUUUUCGAUUUUGUAACCUAAUUUAUUAUAGAACCCAUACUCGAUUUUAGAAAAAAAAAACAUUUUUGUAGUAUAUAGACUUCCGAAGAAUAUACCCUCGAUUAUGUGAAUCUUUAUGAAUUUUUUUAAAACGAAUGUAGACUUUUAAUUAUGCAUUAAUUCCAUUUUUC